This is a messenger RNA of Cornus florida, 2475 nucleotides long. RefSeq lists its product as uncharacterized. The coding region runs from base 43 to 2130 and encodes 695 amino acids. The record is from RefSeq and is a predicted model, not a curated record. Lineage: Eukaryota; Viridiplantae; Streptophyta; Magnoliopsida; Cornales; Cornaceae. The transcript is spliced from 2 exons. Gene Ontology annotation, molecular function: protein binding.
CCAAGAAUCAAUUCUAUAUAUACACGGUACUGCAAUCACUACAUGGUGAGAGAGAGUCUGAUCGUUAUGGCGGAGACGGCGGUGGUGGAAAGCUCUCCACCACUAAGAAGACACAAACCGUUAGAAACUUCGUCACCCUCUUCCUUCGUCUCCGCAAAAUCCCACUUUGAGAAGCUAACCCACGAACUGUUCGUAGAAAUUCUCCAAAAACUCCCUCUCAAACUCAUCCAUCUCUGCAAGUGUGUUUCAAAACACUGGUAUGCUUUGAUCUCCACUCCUCAUUUUGCUCGAUGUUAUAUCCAGAAUUGUUCCUUUUUGGUGCCUCCUUUUGCCCUCUUCUACCAGUACCAAAAUCGUGCAGUCCAAUUAACUUCCGAAUCACCCAUUUUUGAAUCUCGUGGGUUUUCUCUGAACUUCCUUCCAUCUUCGAAACCUUCAUCAUCAUCAUCAUCUGCAUCAUCAUCAUCCAAUCAGCAUGAACCAGACCCAAUUCGUUACUUAGCAUCGAGCAAUGGCUUAGUAUUAUGCUCCCCAACCUUGACUUUUCAGAGGGUUUACUAUGUCUGCAACCCCCUCACAAUGCAUUGGGUUCAUCUUCCUCGAUCACCCACUUGCCAUGAAAGGGUCGUCAUUGGAUUUGUUUGCAAAACAUCUUAUUCUUCUGAUGGUACUACCUGCACAACUAGCUUCAGAUUGGUUCGAAUCCACCCAUUCGAGAAACCACAGUUCCCACCACCACGUUCGGGCAAUCUCAAAUUCGAUAUUUUCUCUUCAGACACAUGGAAAUGGAGAGAAAUCAUCAUAUCAACCCAGGGGGAUAGCUUUAUUAUGACUCCUGAUCUUUGUAAUGCUGUGGUUUGCAAUGGAAUACUCCAUUGGAUGUACCUUUAUCACGGCAAGAUUUUUGCCUAUGAUCCAUUCAACAACCCUGAUCAAUUUCGUACCAUAAGGCAGCCCAAGGACACAUGUUCAACCUUUGAACAUCGGUUAGGCGAGUGCCAAGGACACCUCAGGUUUAUUCAACUGUAUCGUUCCACUCUCAGUAUUUGGGAACUUAAGGACUACAGUGGGGUUGAAUGGUCCUUGGUGCACAAUGUUGAACUGGACAGGUUGAAAUCAGAAGAUAGUUUAUGGGUUCGCAAUAAUAAAGUGUUAGUACUACCUCUUCAUCCCAUUGAUGCAGACAUUGUAUAUCUACAUGUUUCUCAUCGUAUUAUACUCUGCAACAUGAGGAGCAAAACUUUGAAAGAAGUAUGUUUUCCGGACGCUUAUUGGACUGUUUGGCAUUUGAUGACCUUUGCCUUUGUGCUCCCAUGGUGGCCUACAACAGUUCCUCAAUUCCAACGGAAUGCCAUCAGAAUCAAUGGACAAAGCAUCCAAGUGUCAGAACCUACAAUUCAUAUCCAUGCCCAAGAGGAUAUUCUUAAUCCGCAACAGGAGGCUGCUGCUCCGGAGCCUACUCGAGGCCAACUUGUAGAUAAGCAAGUUGUCAAUGAGGGAGAUGUUAGAAGUAACAAACUCCAAAUUGACAAAGAUAACACUAACGCAUGUCCUUUGGGAUCACAAGGAGUAGUUUCUACAGAAAAAUGUCAAGGUCAAGAGGAGGGAAUAAGUACACAAGCUCAAUGCAAGGUGAGUCAGACCACCGCUGCACUCAUUUCAUCCACAGCAGCUCAAAACCAAUCAGUUAUAUGGCGAGGAAUAUCCAUGACUCACGAACUUGCAACCAUUCUUGUGGAAGUCACCCUAUUGCAUCCUGAGACAUUUCAGUGUUUGGAGAAGAAGUUUCUUUUUUUCAAACAAUUUGUUUUCGAGUCUGUGGGCAAAAUACUUCUCAUACUACGUCAGUUCCGUCACAGAGCUGUUUCGGCAUCUGAAGUUCAGUUUAUUAAAUCUACCAUGGAUGACUUGAAGGAAGCAAAUAUUGAAAUCGCAUGGCUUGAAGACCAGUUACCUUUGGCUGAGAUGAAGAUGGCAAAGGUACAACUUGCUGUUAGAAUGGAGAGGAUUCAGAAGGAUAUAGCUGAGGUUGAGGAGGUGGCUACACGUCUGAAGGGGAAAUAUGCGACCUUGAAGGAGAGUUUUGAUGCUAUAAAGGACGUUGAUGUGAAUCAACUUGGUUCUGGUUAACUGAAGCUUCUUGUUUGUGAUGUCAAGAUAAUGACUUCGUUUGAUCAUAUGAAAGAACUCUAUCUGUGUAUGCUGCUAAUAUUUUCUGCAAAAUCUGUUUUUCCCUGAAGCUACAUCAGCAGGUGUGGCUGAAGCCAUUAUUUUUAAAGGAGGUCUGAAGGUUCUUUAUGUUAGAUUAAAAUAAGUUUAAAUUAAUUUGUUUCUUACAAAUAAAAUAAAAAAACUUUGUUAUUCUUAAAAGUUGGUAGAUUCUGUCAUGAGACUGUUGAGCUACAAUAUUUUAGAUCCUAUAUAUAGUCGUACAUAUAUUUUGAUGUUCGUAUGCUAUACACAAUUACAAGAUGA